Messenger RNA from Prorocentrum cordatum, 369 nucleotides. Lineage: Eukaryota; Dinophyceae; Prorocentrales; Prorocentraceae. The record is from the annotation of a GenBank genome assembly.
AUGAGUAACCUGGAAGAGGAUGCUGACCGCAUGGGCAUGCUGAUGGGGAUCCAGGACAUGCUGCAUGAAGGCUGGGGGCCACACUCGAACCAGUCCCUGUUUGGCACCCCCAGGAGCGUGCGCGAUGGCCCGUUCGCAAUGGAGUCCGCUGGCACGCUGCGGAACGCCCACCUGGAGUCGCGCCAGGCGGGCGCCUUCUGGACGGACGGCGGCUCUGGAGUCGAGCUCGACGACCUUCUCGUGGAGGUCGCGCGCGUGCGGGCGGACCCGCAGCUCGAGGCCCGCAUACGUGCCUUGUACCACUGGGACUACGACCUGCUGUCCCGGGCCCGGCGUCAGAUGGCGUCUGAGGUCCGCGCGAGCAGCUAG